Penicillium salamii is the source of this 711-nucleotide messenger RNA. NCBI's taxonomy places the organism in Eukaryota, Fungi, Ascomycota, Eurotiomycetes, Eurotiales, Aspergillaceae. The record is from the annotation of a GenBank genome assembly.
AUGCAGCCCCCUGCCUCUUGGUGUCUGUCCGUUUUGAGUGCUCAGCUCUUGCCGCUUUCUUCAGCAGAAUAUUGCGAUGAUUUAGAUGGCUUAAAUGGUUGCCCCCUUUCAAUAUGUUGGCACACAAACACCUUUACAUCUCCUCUUCGCAAAAUGACAUCCAUAGUACAAAAUGACCGGACUGAAGAUAUCAAUGCUGAAUCCUACAUUACAAUCACCCACGUCCCCCGAUAUUACCCCCCAGGGGCCCAAGAGAUUAUCGGUCGUGGUAGCGAGUGUCUCAUCGGCGCCAUUGACGAGUUUACAGUCUUGAAUCACCCAUGCAUUCCUGGAAACUAUCAAAGCGUUCAAAUAGAAGCCCAGCUUCUCGCGGUCCUGGGAAGCCACCCCCAUAUCAUUGCCUCAAAAGGCCUCACAGAGCAUGGUCUCCUCCUUCAGCGCGCAUCAAACGGCUCUCUAAACGACUAUAUCGCAUCACAGCCGUUCAUAGCCCUCGACCAGAAAUUCAUGUGGUGUAAACAAGCCACCGAAGCAAUAAGCCAUUGCCCUAAAAAGCGCGUCAUUCACUGCGACAUAAGUCUUCGGAAUCUCCUGCUUGAUACUGAACUCAAUUUAUUACUUGCAGACUUCCAGGGAAUGCUGAAGUCUGCUGAUGGUGACACAUUGCUGGAUGGACUUUCUCGGGAGUGCUCAAAGUCAUAUCAGCCUUGA